Messenger RNA from Capsella rubella, 4777 nucleotides. RefSeq names its product protein HUA2-LIKE 2. Bases 272 to 4285 code for a protein of 1337 amino acids. The transcript is spliced from 12 exons. Gene Ontology annotation, cellular component: nucleus. NCBI's taxonomy places the organism in Eukaryota, Viridiplantae, Streptophyta, Magnoliopsida, Brassicales, Brassicaceae. Gene Ontology annotation, molecular function: double-stranded DNA binding; transcription coregulator activity. The record is from RefSeq and is a predicted model, not a curated record. Gene Ontology annotation, biological process: regulation of transcription by RNA polymerase II.
UGUGUGAAUCCCCUUCUUCCACAAAAGCGAAACAAUCCACAGACAAUCUCGUCUUCUCCUCUAUUAGGGUUUCCAUUUCUCCACCGUCUCUCGCAGACCAACUUCUUUCGAUUGGGCAGGGGUUUCAAUGCCUGCGAGUUCAUCUGGGGAAUCUGUCACCGAAAUCCCUAGACACUCCUCCCAAUUUUGCUUCCGAUUCUUGCUCUACUUCGAGUGUUAGAAUCACUUCUUUUUCUUCUUCUUUCCAGUUUAAAAUUUUACCGUCUUCUUGAUGGCUCCGAGCCGCAGAAAAGGCGGUGGUAAGGCUGCCGCCGUAGCUGCCGCCUGCCGACAGUGGAAGGUGGGUGACCUUGUGCUUGCCAAAGUCAAAGGUUUUCCUGCUUGGCCUGCAGCGGUUAGUGAGCCCGAAAAGUGGGGAUAUUCAACUGAUUGGAAAAAAGUGUUGGUUCAUUUUUUUGGAACACAACAGAUAGCUUUCUGCAAUCCUGCCGAUGUUGAAGCUUUUACAGAGGAGAAGAAGCAAUCACUUUUGACAAAACGCCAUGCAAAAGGGUCAGAUUUUGUUCGUGCUGUAAAGGAGAUUACAGAAAGUUAUGAGAAGCUUAAGCAGCUAGAGCAAGCUGGUGACCCCAAAUCUGCUGAAGAAGCCACUCUUGGGAGUACUGAGAAUACUACCCUGCUGCCUCAGGUCAGUGAAACUCCAACUGGAACAAGUCUAACACAAAUUAAGUCUGAUCCUAGUCAUGUUAGAGACGAAUCUACUCUGUUAAAUGAGGAUGCUUCAGCUGCUGAACAAAUGCUAGCCCUGCGUGAUGACAGUGCACUACAUAACAAACCCUGUGAUAGUGUGGUUCCAAAAGAACCACGUAAGAUAGCAACAUAUUCUUCAAGGAGAAGAAAUGGAGGGGCACGAUCUCAAAAUUGUGCUCCACAAAAAAAAACUUGUUUGGUUCAGCACUCAAAAAGUACAUCUAGGUUGCGGACAGAGAAGUUUCAAAGCUCCAUGGUGCAAUACAGCGAUGGUGGACAGAGUAUCAAUGACGUGGAAGAUAGAACAUUAAGAAGGAGAAGAAGGAUCAGAAGAUCAUCUGGUCAUUCUGAAUCAGAUGAUGUGGCUUCAUCAGCUUUAAACUCAAAUGGAAGUGACGAAGAAAAUGCCUCUGAAAUUGCGACUGUUGAAUCUGAUAAUAAUACUAGGAAUGAAGGCAAUGGUGUAGAUUCUGGUUCCAAAGUCGAGCAAAAUGAUAUUGGUGGACAGUUUCUAGAAGGAGAUUAUGAGCUCAACAAGGGGCUUAAUUUCCAAAUUAAUACCAUGGUUAAGAGAAAGAAGAGAAAGCCGACGAGGAAACGUGGUACUAGUGAUGUUGAUCAUAUGUCUAAAGUUGAGGCAGAAGCAGGUCUUGAGUCUGGACCACGUGAUAAUGGUCAAACAUCACAAAAUUCUCUUGAAAGGUUUACAGAGAGGCCUUGUGAAGAGAAUGGGGAUGAGCACUUACCUCUGGUGAAGCGAGCCAGAGUUAGGAUGAGUAGAGCAUUUUUAGGUAAUCAUGAGGCCAAUGGCUCUUCGCAAGUUGAAGAAAGAUCAUCCAAGGACACUCUGGCCAGUGGAAUAGCACAGACAAGCCCUUCUGAUAUAAUUUCUAGUCAUGAUACUUUUGCAGUCGAAGAAUCUAGAUUUUUUGCUCAGCUAUCAGGUGACAAGGUUAAUUUGGUACCAUCUCCUGUUGAAAAACCUUAUGAUAGAAUGUCUCCAUCUGAGGCUUGCGUUCAGACUGUGGGAGAGAGUGGACAUGCUAUGGGGUGGAAUGAGCUUUGCAAGGAACCAGAUGAUGAAGCAGCUGGACCCCAAUCUAACCAAGUGAGCUGUUUGCCAGCUGAUGAAGCUCAGACAGCUAGUGUUCCUGAAUCUCUAUGCUCUGGAGAUUCACAACUCAUGAAGCUGCCAACUAGUGAGUCUGAUCUUCCGGUCAUACAGUGCUGUCAAGUUAGGAAAAUGGAAAUCUCCUUGGAUCCCAAUACUGUGGAUUCAUCUGCAAACAAUGCCUCUGGGAUAUGUUCAUCCGGUAUACCUUCUCAAUUAUCUGGCCAGGAAUUUCAUUCUGAAUCUGAAGGUGUAGAGCAUUCCCCAUCGCCUUGUUUAAUGAUGAUUGAGCAGGAGACUGAGAAGAUGCAAACGACUGACAACAUGCUGCUGAAAGAAGAGCAUGGAUGUCUGGGUGAAGAAUAUGCCAUUACCAAACCAGCUGAAACUACACCAAAUCCACCCAUCUCCGCAACUGAAAAUGAUGUGAGAGUUGAUGAAAAUGUACCUCUGGAUAAAACAGGGUAUAAAAAAUGUGAGGACGCUGUUGAGGAAAGUCGGCACAAAAUUAUUGGUGACACUGAUGAACUAAAGCAGCAGGUCCAAACCAACAAUUCUGUCUCAGUAUCGGAGAACCUUUCACAUGAACAGAUGAGUUUAUCUCCUCCUAAUAUCGCAGACACUCCUGCAAUGGGCACUCCACAUAGCAACUCAGUUUAUUACCACAUUUCUACCGCAGAAAGUGCUAAUGAUAUACAGAUCAACAGUAGUUGCAGCCCAAAUGUUCAAUCUGGUGAGAAGAUAAUUGUUUCUGAUGCCAUUGUCAAAGAAGAAGAGAAAAUUGAAACAGGUGUAUGUCAGGGACAGAAAGUUGUGAGUUGUGAUGUGCAAUCCACUCGUGAAUCUUUUGAGGAUGCACUUAAUUCAUUGGUAAGGACAAAGGAGAGCAUUGGCCGAGCAACUCGUUUGGCUAUGGAGUUGAUGAGAUUUGGUGUGUCUGCAAAGGCUAUGGAGAUUUUGGCUCAUACUUUGGAAAGUGAGUCAAAUUUAAAGAGGAGGGUGGACUUAUUUUUCCUUGUGGAUUCUAUCGCUCAAUGCUCCAAAGGUCUGAAAGGUGAUACUGGUUGUGUUUAUCUUUCUGCCAUUCAAGUAAUUUUACCUCGCCUAUUGGCGGCUGCUGUACCUGCUGGAGCUACCACACAAGAAAAUCGAAAACAGUGCUUAAAGGUUUUGAAGGUUUGGCUUGAAAGACGGAUCCUGCCUGAAUCUAUUGUUCGUCACCAUAUAAGAGAACUUGAUUCACAUACUAUAGUUCCUGCUUGCCUCUAUUCUCGGCGCUCAGCUCGAACAGAAAGGUCGUUGGAUGAUCCUGUGAGAGAUAUGGAGGAUAUGCUGGUGGAUGAAUAUGGAAGUAAUUCAACUCUCCAGCUCCCUGGAUUUUGCAUGCCCGCAUUGCUUAAAGAUGAGGAGGGAGGGAGCGACUCUGAGAGAGGGAGUGACUCGGAUGGAGGGGAUUUUGAGUCUGUCACCCCUGAACAUGAGUCCAGAAUCCUUGAACAAAAUGUCUCGUCCUCCACAGCUGAAAGGCAUACGCUUAUAUUGGAGGAUGUUGAUGGUGAGCUUGAAAUGGAAGAUGUGGCUCCGCCUUGGGAAACUGGAAACGAUUCACACACUGUUCAAGCUGAUAAUAUAAAGGCUACCAGUUUUCUGCUUGGAAAACAGCAUCAGCCUGUUAUUGGCACUUCACAUCACCAUGUGUCCUUUUCAUCUCCUCCACUGCCACCUUCUUCGCCACCACCUGCACCUCCACCACCAGCUCCCCCUUUACAGCAGGCUCAGUGUGCCAUGUCUGAUUCCUACUUAAAUGGCUUUGAAAAUGGAGGAUACCGCAACAUGCAUGGAGAUCAUCGGGCUGGGCCUCCUAUGAUGAACCCACAACUGUCUGGAAGCACGAUGCAUUAUCAAGGCCCGGAUUUAUCUUAUAAUUCCGGUGUAGACCUUACAAAUAGCAUUCAACACCCGGAUGGUUCUAAUUUCCAGCAUGGGCCUUAUCCAUCACAUCCACAUCCUCCUCCCGCUCCACCUCCACCACAGCAUCAAUACUCAUUUUCAGAGCCCGGCCACCAUAUGAAGUCGCGUAGGGACGCUCCAUCGUACUCCCACAGAUCUCAUUAUGUGCCAAAUUAUGAUGAAAGAAAUUUUCAUGAUAACCCGGAGAGAAUGAGGCAUGUGCCAUAUGAAAAUCGAGAUAAUUGGAGAUAUCCACCAUCUUCUUCGUAUGGUUCGAGAUAUCAAGACAAACACAAAGCACCUUAUCCAUCCAAUUCAUACGACGCUGGCCCUGCACGUGAGUCUGGAAGGCUCCAGAAUCAGCGGUGGAAUAAUCCUCCUCGCCCAUAUAAUGACAGACACUCCUUUCACCCCAAGCCGCAUUCCGAAGGUCAUGUUCCAGUUGGAAUGAGAGUGUAUGUGACUAUCUUCUAAUGAGCCAUGGGAGGUUUUUAGUGGAAUCAUGUAUUGGCCGCUUCUAACAUUUGAGAUCCGGGCAUGUGGCAUCAGAGAAGUGACUAGAAAGACGUGAAAGACGAAACUGGUAAAGGCUAAAGAGGACGGUGGUGUGAAGCAAAAAGCGAAAACACCGAGGUGAUGUGGCCCUAAUUUAAAAAGAGAAUGGCUAUGUUGUUGUUAAGGUGAAAUAGUGAUAUGAUAAAGAAGUGACAGUGUACAUAUGAUAUGGUGUUUCUUUUGGAAUCAGAAUCUCAUGCAAAGCAGAGAGAGUGCGAUGGUAAAAAAAAUAUUUGUAGAGAUUGAGAGGAGUUUAGUAUUUAUCUGCUCUCCUUUGUUUCCUUAUUGUUUUUACUUUUAUUUAUUUGUGUCUAAGAUUAUUUUCUUAUGUGGGUUUUUUUUUUGACCUCGGAGAGUGUAUGGUGUAUAUUUGAUCUCUUAGAAUAAUAUUCCAGCUGAAUAGUUGCUACA